This is a messenger RNA of Lepus europaeus (European hare), 2707 nucleotides long. It is a transcript of the gene TRIM7, whose product is annotated as tripartite motif containing 7. The transcript is spliced from 7 exons. The coding region runs from base 74 to 1606 and encodes 510 amino acids. NCBI's taxonomy places the organism in Eukaryota, Metazoa, Chordata, Mammalia, Lagomorpha, Leporidae. The record is from RefSeq and is a predicted model, not a curated record. Gene Ontology annotation, molecular function: zinc ion binding; protein binding.
CGCUCCGGGCCGCGGACAGUAACGUCCAGUAGCCUCCCGGGAGCCUUCCGUUCCGGCUGCGCUGAGGACUUGCAUGGCGGCAGUGGGGUCGAGGACCGGCCCCAGAGCCGGGGCAGAGGCGCUGGCGCUGGCGACGGAGCUGCAGGGCGAGGCGACGUGCUCCAUCUGCCUAGAGCUCUUCCGGGAGCCUGUGUCUGUCGAGUGCGGCCACAGCUUCUGCCGCGCCUGCAUCGCGCGCUGCUGGGAGCGCCCGGGCUUAGGGGCCGCCACUGUGCCCCGAGCGCUGCCCUCCCCUCUACCCUGCCCCCAGUGCCGCGAGCCAGUGCGCCCCAGCCAGCUGCGACCCAACCGGCAGCUGGCUGCGGUGGCCACGUUGCUGCGGCGCUUCAGUCUGCCUGCGGCCGCCCCAGGAAAACACGGAUCCCCGGAGGCGGCGGCCUCAGGGGCAGCUGUCGGGUGCGCACAGCACGGAGAACCGCUUAAGCUGUACUGCCAGGACGACGGCCGUGCCAUUUGCGUGGUGUGCGACCGCGCCCGCGAGCACCGCGAGCACGCGGUGUUGCCUCUGGACGAGGCGGUGCAGGAAGCCAAGGAGCUCUUGGAGUCCAGGCUGAAGGUCUUGCAGAAGGAACUGGAAGACUAUGAGGUAUUCAGGUCCUCUGAAGAGAAGGAGAGCAAGGAACUCCUGAAGCAGAUGGCAGCUGAGCGAGAGAAGGUUGGGGCGGAGUUCCAGGCACUGCGGGCCUUCCUGGUGGAGCAGGAGGGCCGGCUCCUGGGCCGCCUGGAAGAGAUGUCCAGGGAAGUGACACAGAAGCAGAAUGAGAACCUAGCCCAGCUUGGGGCUGAGAUUACUCAGCUUUCCAAGCUCAGCAACCAGAUCCAGGAGACAGCUCGAAAGCCCGACCUUGACUUCCUCCAGGAAUUCAAAAACACACUAACCAGGUGCAGCAAUGUGCCUGGCCCCAAGCCAACUGCAGUCUCUUCUGAGUUGAAGAAUAAGGUCUGGAAUGUUUCCCUCAAGACUUUUGCCUUAAAAGGGCUGCUGAAGAAGUUCAAAGAGGAUCUUCAGGGAGAACUGGAGAAGGAGGAGAAAGUGGAGCUCACCUUGGACCCCAAAACGGCCAAUCCCCGCCUCAUUCUCUCUUUGGAUCUGAAGAGCGUGCGCCUUGGACAGCGAACACAGGACCUGCCCAACCACCCCUGCCGCUUUGACACCAACACCCGCGUCCUGGCAUCCUGCGGCUUUUCCUCUGGGCGGCAUCACUGGGAGGUGGAAGUAGGCUCCAAGGAUGGCUGGGCCUUUGGAGUGGCUCGUGAGAGUGUGCGCCGUAAGGGCCUCACGCCCUUCACCCCUGAGGAGGGGGUCUGGGCGCUGCAGCUCAACUGUGGGCAGUACUGGGCUGUGACCAGCCCUGAGCGGACGCCCCUCAGCUGUGGGCACCUGUCGAGGGUGAGGGUGGCUCUGGACCUGGAGGUGGGAGCUGUGUCCUUCUACGCGGUGGAGGACAUGCGCCACCUCUACACCUUCCGUGUCAACUUCCAUGAGCGUGUGUUUCCCCUUUUCUCUGUCUGCUCCACUGGCACCUACUUGCGAAUCUGGCCCUGAAGGACCUUGUAGGAGGUGGGAUGAGUCAGUCAUGGAUCUCCACGCUUCUACUCCGGACUGCCUAAGAGGAGCUGAUAUGGGACACAGCACUGGAAGUGUGAGAAUGAAUGAUUGAGGAACUGGACCCUAUGGCCAACUGAGCAGGGGAAGAGCUGCCUUGGACCUUGGAGCCUGUCUUUCCCUGCUAAUAGCAUGUGGAUUGGCAUGAACUGAGAUGGUGGAGGCAGUGAGAACAAGAGCAUAGCUCUUGACAGAAAUGCUUCCUAUAAGGCCCUGCAGCAAUGUCAAACCCUGGUCUUGUGCUGUCCUCAGUGGCAAGGGGGCAGGUUUAGGUUUUGGCUAGCCAAAUUCAUAAUCACUUCUGCUUUGCUUCUUGUCAGCUGCCAGCUCUACCUUAAGAGGUCAUGAGACCUCUGCAUUCAGCUGGCCUGAGAAAGUUGUCUGCUCAAGAGAAGCACUCAACUCACAGCUCAGAGGACAAUCUGGGCCAGAACUGGAAGGAGACCCUUAACCCAUGUAAGGAAAAUCCCAGGAAAACAGCAUAUAGGCAUUGCUACUGUCCAGUAUCCCUUAGUCUGAUGAAACAGAGUGAUAAGUGCCUCACUGAUCACAGUGAUGAUUAACUUCUCACAGAUACCCAACUGCCCUUCCAGUGCCAAGUAGCGUCCCUCGGGUAAGGGGAUUAAUGAUUCUGGAAUUUUGAAACAGAAGUUGGCACAGAUGCAAUUAGAACCAGCACAGAAAUGCACAGAGCAUAAAAAUGUUCCUGGUGGACCUUUUUGGGAACUUGCCAAAUGCACGCCAAAAGCAGGCUGUGCCCUGGUGGUGAUUCUCCUAGCCACCCUCAUUAUCUCUUGACUAAUUGUUCUCCAACUUCUAGAUUGUUGUGCUUUUGAGAGGGUGGUGAUGGACUGUUCCUUGCAUAGUACUCCUCUGUGAAGGCGGACAGAUAGAUGAAAAUACAAACUGUAAUCACAUGUCUCAGUGUGGCUUGGCUCAUUUUCUACUCCUUCAGGUUGAGUGCAGCAGAACAAUCAUGAGCAACAGUUUCUGCUAAAGUCUUACGUGUGUGUUUAUGUAUGUGAGGAGUGUGCACACAUA